This is a messenger RNA of Neoarius graeffei (lesser salmon catfish), 2029 nucleotides long. RefSeq names its product heparan sulfate (glucosamine) 3-O-sulfotransferase 1-like 2 (gene hs3st1l2). The record is from RefSeq and is a predicted model, not a curated record. Gene Ontology annotation, molecular function: [heparan sulfate]-glucosamine 3-sulfotransferase activity. The transcript has 2 exons. Bases 449 to 1360 code for a protein of 303 amino acids. Lineage: Eukaryota; Metazoa; Chordata; Actinopteri; Siluriformes; Ariidae.
ACUCAUAUCGCGUGCUGCACACACACACAGAAACACACACACACACACACUUUGCUGGUGAGCAGUAUUCUGCGUUCUCGCUCUCUAACACACAUCCACACUUUGUCUCUCACGCACACACACACACACAAUCACACAUCCUGAUUCAGAGCCACACAGAGUGGUGUUGCACGAGGAAGAGAAAGUAAAUGUGAGAGCAUAAAGAGACAGGAAAGUGAGGGAUGGAAUACAGAAGGAAGACAUAAAUCUAGAUACGCGAGACAUCGGCUUUGCAAUCACGAAGAGGCUCCAGCGGGGACAUACCUCACAUCUGAGAACACUCAGAAAACUGGAGUAAAGAUCUGAAGCAGUGGCGAUCGACAGCUGUUGUGUAUCAGCGUGUGUGCGCCCACCUGCUGUGUGUGUGUUUGUGUCUCCUUGCUACCCUUGACCUGAGUGAAGUGUCACCAUGUUCUGGACUCUUCUCCUGGCACUGAUCCUGUUGCUGGUGCUCCAGGCCCAGUUGUACGUGUGUCUGCGGGAGCUCAGAUCCUCCACGACCUCUGUGAUCUCAGCGAACCCGGGUGAGACCAGCAACAGCAGCACCUCACGACGCUUACCAGGUGCCAUCAUCAUCGGAGUACGCAAGGGUGGCACCAGAGCCCUGCUGGAGAUGCUGAACCUGCAUCCAGAUGUCGAGGUAGCCAAGGCUGAAGUGCACUACUUCAACUUGGAUGAAAACUUCCACAAGGGUUUGGACUGGUACCGUGCUCAGAUGCCUCUCACUCUUGCUGGGCAGGUGACUGUAGAAAAGACUCCAGGUUAUUUCACAGCACCUGUAGUUCCAGCCAGAAUGUGGUCAAUGAAUCCAGCAGUGAAGCUACUCCUGAUCGUCCGUGACCCAGCCGAGAGGCUUGUGUCAGACUACACACAGGUUCUGCACAACCGCAUCCAGCAGAACAAGCCGUACCAACCUCUGGAGGAACUGCUCCUGCGCCGAGGACACAUCAACCCCAACUACAAGGCCCUCCAGAGAAGCCUUUACCACCAACACUUGGCCAGGUGGCUGGCGCUUUUCCCCAGAGAGCAGAUCCAUAUUGUUGAUGGAGAGGCAUUAAUCCGGGACCCAUUCCCAGAACUUCAGAAAGCAGAGAAAUUCCUGGAACUUCCACCACGGAUAAUGCCAGAUAACUUCUACUUCAACACCACUAAAGGGUUUUACUGCCUACUUUCUGCAGGACAUGACAAAUGCCUUGACGAAUCAAAAGGAAGACCGCACGCACCCCUCAGCAACGAAGCUUUCCAAAAGCUCUGUCGGUUCCUCAAGUUGCCCAAUCAGAUCUUUUUUAGGAUGGUGGGUCAGACUUUUGACUGGUGCUGAUGAAAAAUUUUGGACUGGGUUUUAAAACUGUAGACAAAAUCUGCCAUGAAACAUCCUGUCUGCUCAGAACUCGAUACGAUAUUUGACUAACAUCUGGGUUUAUUCCAAUCUGAGCUUCUAACCAAACUUGGUUUAUUCCAACCAAGUCCAAGAACUGAGCUGAAAAAGAAAAAUAAGAGCACAAAUGUGGAAAACAGACCGGGUCCCUGGCACAAAGGUUCCUCCUGGUGUUGGUUAUGCAGAACUGCAGCAAACCUGAUUUUGAAAUUCAGGGCUAUGGAUUAAAUGGACUUGGGCUGUAGAUCAGGGUUUAGUAAGCUUAUCCACAGAUUAUCUGAUUGGUUUUAACAGAAACCGACAGUUGCACCGGCACUUUGUGGAUAUGACUGUUGAGGCCUGCUGUAGACUAACUAUGUUUAAAAUGUUAAUACAUGUAAAUUAAAAAAAAAAAAACAACCCACAGCUGCUGAGGGACAUAUGGUUUCCACAGAAAUACUCACAUUACCAAUAAUGCAAAUGUUACGUAGCUUAUACUUUGUGUAUUUUGUGUACUUUACAAAGGUUUGUACAAACAUACGACUCUCGCACCAUAAUCAUUGUAGUAACUAAUCAGGUUCUCACUCUUGCCAUUUGUAACAUUAAUCUGUACUUGAAUGUUUUGUCUGCCAU